AAAUGUACUCGCCCUUUUCUUUUGAUCCCCUGAGCUGAGUCUUAAAUUUUCCUUCCCUAAUUGAUUUUGAUUCUAGUUCGGCUUAUCACAGGUUUACAUUUAUAUUUCUUAAGUUUCUUUAAUACUACACGCAUGUGAUUCCUCGAAGCAUGAUUUUCGUUUUGUGGAAAGUGCCUCGGUUCAGUAUGUGCUUGCCUUGGGACUCCGUUCAAAGCAGAUUUUAACUUUCAAUUUUCUCUUUGACUUUAAAGCUAGUGCAAAGUUCUUAUUGACUGUAAUGCAAUAUACAUUCGGAAGUAUCUCUCUAAACUAAAUGGACGUCUACUCCUUUUUUACAGUAACUGUCAUCAUUUUGAAAUCUGUGGAGUGUGGUUACAAAUCAUGAGAACUCAGCAGAUGUUUACAUUACUGUGUUAUCACUAAAUCAUACUUGGUCUGUAUCAAUUAGAUGUCAGCUGGAAGUCCCCUUGCUCAAUCAUUGAUUAACGUUAUUUCCAAGAAAUGUUCCCGGGUGUAACCGUCGCAAAUCUUGUUAGCAACUCACCCCAGAUUACCCUUUUCGUUAUGGUAAUUCUACUCUCCCACUUCACACAUCCACCAAACCUUUCAAAACCUACUGAAUUUAUCAGGUGCCCAAUUGUGUAAGUUCAGACUUUUCCAACUUUUAUCAAUCAGCUUGCAACUCUACCUCCAAGUUGUCUCCCACAAAUUGCAGCCAUGAGUGAUGACAUUGGAGUCAAUCGCGGCGCUGAGCAGAAAAUUCAGUUACUACAAGAAAUGAGGAGCAAGAACUUUGAUGUCAUUCGUUUUGCCUCAUAUCGAACAGCUUGUAAACUCCGCUUCAUCCAGAAAAAAACUCACCUUCACAUGAUUGACAUCUGGAAUGUGAUCGAAGCAUUUCGCGAAAAUGGAUUAAACACCCUGGAAGCUCAAACAGAAGUGAAUGUGUCUCGAUUGGAAUUACUCGUUUGUAGCUUGUAUCACAAUUUAAACAAACGACUCCCUGUGUCUCAGCAAGUGAAUGUUGAAUCCUUGUCCAGCUUACUUUUGAAUUGGCUUCUCUCUGCGUAUGCUGUCGAAACACUUCGAAGAAUCCGAGUCUUCUCAAUUAAGGUUGCUCUAGCUACAAUGUGUGCUGGAAAGCUGAUGGAUAAAUUAAGAUACCUCUUUUCGCAGCUUUGUGAUGGAAAUGGUCAUUUAAUUGCAUGGAAAUUAAGCGAGUUUUUGCAGCAAGUUCUUGCCUUACCAGCCGCUGUGUAUGAGUCACCCUCCUUCAGCUACAGCGAUCAACUUGCUGCCAGUAUUUUUGCUGGGAUGAGUAAAGUAACAGUAAACGAUUUCAUGGACACAAUGAUGGCUGAUCCUGGACCUCACUGUCUGGUUUGGCUUCCUUUGCUUCAUAGACUAGCUGGCAUAGAAAAUGUUACACACCCGACGGUAUGCGAUGGAUGUCAUAAAGAAAAUUUUUCUGGAUUUCGGUAUAAGUGCAUGAAAUGCCACAAUUACCAAAUGUGUCAAGAAUGCUUCUGGCAUGGUCGAGUGAGUGGAAACCAUACCCUAGAACACGAAGUGAAAGAAUACACAUCCUACAAAUCUCCAAGCAGGCAAAUUGGGCACUCCUUGCGGAAAUCAUUUCGAUGUGUUCCUGAUAAGGGGAAAGCUAGCAUCCCUCGAUUCCCAGAAGAGCCAGAAAAAACCAUUAACCUAUCACACAUAGUUCCUCCUUCACCUCUCCCAUCGCACAAUGGUUUUGCUGACUACGAUGUUUCAUCUAUGGAUAGCCGAUCAAUUGCACGUAGUCCGAGGUAUACGUCUAGUCUAGAAUCAAACAAAUUGGAUGAUGAGCAUAAGUUGAUCGCCAGAUAUGCAGCAAGAUUAGCUCAUGAAGCAAGGAGUGUUGGAAGGACUCCAUCCGAAGGAUCCCUCAGUUUUGACGCAUCCAGAGCUCAGAGAGAAUUAAUUCAACAACUAGAAGCCAAAAAUAGAGAAAUCAUGAGGGAAAUUGCCAGAUUGAGACGGCAGCAAGAGUUAGAAGGUGCAAAUUGUCUUGAUGGGGACCCUGAACUAGUAAGUGAACUCAAAGAAUUACGGCAACGCAAGGAUGAUUUAGAACGCCACCUUGCUGCUCUGCAAGACUCUAGGCGGCAUCUCAUGAUUCAACUCGAAAGUCUCAUGAAACUCCUAAAGAGUCAGCAGCCUUCAUCCAGGGCAACUCCCAACUCCUCUCCAAGAGCUACAAAAUCUCCGCCUCCCUCUAGGUCUGCUCCUCCGACUCCGGUUCUAAUGCCUAACAGUACGGCCAUGGACUCUUUAACGAAUGAUAUGCGCUCCGUGUAUACCUCAUCCACCAUAGGUGCUUCUUCAUCUUCAUUGGCUAGUUUAAGUGGUGGUGGGACUGGCGGAGGCCAGUCAGCCGAUAGUCAUGCACCAGAUGGGCGGAGCUUGCGCAAUGAUUUGCUUGUUGCAGCAGAUUCAGUAACUAAUGCAAUGUCCUCGCUUGUUCGAGAGUUGAAUUCAGAAGGUUCAGAAGAUGACCAUUCAGUCGAAACUGUCAUUCAGAAGAAACCUACUGAUCUAGACAAGGAGAAAAAGUCUAGUGGGGAUGAAAUCUAUCCAGAAGUUAAAAAAGAUCCCAAAUUCCUAGCUGAGUUAAGGGCAGCAACGCAACUGCGAAGCAGCAAGAAUUCCGGUGAGCUGAUGAAUGGCAAUGGACCAAAAAUGGGGCAGGGCUCCAACAGCCAUUACACUGAAUACAAAGUCGAGAAUCGGGAGCAAACUUCAGCGGACUCCGAACUUAAUGAUUUACAAUAAAUUCUGUUUGAAUUUCCUCUCUACUAGCAACUCAAGCCUUCAUUUAUUUAACUAUUUGAUAUUGUUUGAAUAAUUUGAGAACGCUUUGCACCUACUUUUCUAGCAUUCUUGAGAGUUGACAAUCUGAAUCUAAUGCUUUCUUUUUAAUAAUGUAGUGAAGCCUGCAAUUUUUAAGCCUGAUUGACUUUCAAUUUUGUCAUUUCAUACCGUUUGUAAACUUCAAAUCAACUGCUCGAAAAUUUGUUAGGUAAUGGUGAACCUACCUUAUGCAUAGCUACUUCCCUUCAAAUUGUAUACAAAUACUUGUAAUUGUACUACAAAAGUAUUCAAACUGAAUUGAGACGGCACGAAAGAAAAAAGCAUUAAAUCCUUUAUGCCCAGUUUCGGAAUAUUAAGAAACAAUUCUGCAGUUAAAGGCCAAAUAAAUGUAACCCGAUUUUCACUAAUUCCAGAAAUUCGGGGAAAACUACAUGACAGCUUAAUGCUUGCAACGUAUUUUGCAAAUUUACAAACCUGGUGUCUUGUCAGAUAUAAUAAAAAAAAAUUUACACAUGCAGAUCUCAUGCUAAGUAUGUCAAAAAUGCAAAUAACUGGAUUUUUCCAAAAUUGAUGGUUAAAUUUCUUUAGCACUUAAUUUCAGAAUUAAAGUGCACAUUUCGCAAUUUCUUAAAAAAAAUGUGUGGAAUCUGCAAUUUGUCAACAGUGAUCUGCAACAAAAUAAUUUAUUUGUACUUAACCUCGUGAAAAUCAUAAACUGACGGACUUUCCUUUGUUCCUUACUCAGCUAAAAAAGCGCAACAUAAAUGAGUAAAUUAAUUUUUUUUUUAUUCCAUUUUAACUUGAUUGUUUUGUAAAGUCUGAAAUUUUGACCAAAGCUCACAGAGUAUUAGUCAUGUAAUUGACAGCUUCUUCAUAGUGAUGUGUGCUGAAACCGUCCAACUCUCUUGACGUAUGACUCUUUACAGGUCUCUUUGUUACUUGACUGACCUUUAAAUCCAUAAGCUAAAGAGAGAGGAAAGAGGCAUGGGAAAGCUUGCCUCGUUUAUUUUCGUUGCUUUUAAGGAUUUCAAGGACGUUUGAGCAAGGAGCAAAUGAAGGAGAUUUCAGUGCACACUAUUUCUCCUUAUUUUAGUGUCUAUUUCUCGACUGAUUGCAGUUUAACAACUUUGAUGUGGCCUAUUAAAAUUGUUUCAUGGUCGGAUAAUUUAAUGAGAAAAUAUUGUCAUUACUUUGUCACUGUUCUAAAAUUGGUUGCCUAUUAUUGUGUCAGCAAGAAACUGUUGAUAGGAUUUGCAGAACUCUGAGUUCUUGCAAGGUUUUAACUGAUCAAAGAUUAUUAAUGAUCUUUGUGCAUGGCUGCAUUUAAACGCAGUUUAUGAUUUAGUGAUUUAGAUGCAAUUGAUAUUGUUUUCAGCUAUCUGCUCUUUCUCAUUCAUUAAGUUCGCCUAUCUUAGCAACUUGCUAAUUAAGAAGUCAUAAUAUAAGUGGCAUUUUUGUAAAACAGUAUCAACCCUCUUUUUACGAAGAGAAUCAUAGUAUAAUUUUACAUUGUUGUUCCUCAUGAACAGCUGUUUGUGAAAGAUUGGAACAAUUCUAGGAUUCUUCACAGUAUUUCAGUUUCCAUAAAAAAUGGGAAGAAAAUUAGAAGAACUGGAUCCAAAAAUGAUAAUUGUAGUUUCCCGAUAGUUGCUUCCCAAAAUUCGCUCUGUUGUUGUAAUCAUCAUGUAGAGAGCUCCAAGUUCCUAUAAUCCAUUCUGUUUACAUAUUUUGCAUAAGGGUUGAUUAGGAAAAAUUGGGGAGCACUUAUUUUUUUAAAUGCCUAUCACUGUCUGUUUUUGAGGUAUCAAUUUUUUCUCCUAAUAAUGUGCGCUAGGAAACGGUACGAUUUAGUGGCAACUGUCUUCACGACUUAAAGCAAGACGUAUUUAUUUUAAUCUUUAGCAAAAUUCUGACGGAACUUGUUCCCAUUAGAGUUUUAGGUAAAGUUUUAGGUGAUAUGGAAAACAGGGAAAGUCAGGGGAUUUGCGGCUUCUCGGAUGUUGGGAAAAGUUGUAGAAUUCAUGGGAAAAGUUACGGAAUUUCAAGAGUAAUCCAUUGGCUCGGUAACUUUAGUUGGUGCCAUCCACAAAAGCGUAAACAACUUCUGGGUGCCUUUUUAUAUACCUUGAAUCUCUUAGAAGUGAAAAUGUUGUCCAUAGUUCAGAAUAAGAAAUAGAAUCAAAAUAUUUAUAUUUGGAGAAAAAUAAAAAUAAAAUAGAAAAUUUGUUAGGAGGUCAAGGAACUGUCUGCAGAAAUCGGGGAUUAGGAAACUUUGGUAUUAGGGUAAAGCAAAAAAAGUUAUAGAAAGUCGAAUUUUAAGCGAUUUUUGUACAAAUUGUCAUUUGUAGAUCAACCUUCCCAAGUUUGGUGGAACUUUUGUUAUUUUUAUUUCCUUUUAUCAGAGCAUCUCAUUGUCAGUCUGAAGCUUUGAUGCAUGCAAAAAUCACUUUUAAUUAACUAACCAUCAUAUGAUGAAAAGAGAGAAAUAGACCGAAGAAUGCAUCGAUAGAUAGAAUGAUACAUUUCACAUUAAAACUGUGAUAUGUAUCAUCGCUUACUCAGUCCCUUAAGUUUGUAGAGCUCUAAGUCUUAAUUCCUCUCACAUUUGGACUGAAAAGGAAUUUAUGGACGUAAAAAUGUGUAUUCAAGGCAGUAUUAAAAUAAAUAAAAAUUAUUAGGUAAAUUAACUCUUUAUUAAAUAAGUUGAAAAGUUGGGCAGGCUCUUAAUUGCUCCUAAAAUUCAUCUUUCUUCAGCCAGGGGGCUGAUUAUUGAAAUUGAUAGACAAAGAAGACAUAGGGAGUAUGGAGCAAUCCUGUUGGUUGAACUGGGUGGUUCCUUUAGAUUAAGGGAGAAAAUGGUGGACUAAUUAUAGGGUCUCUUGCGGGUAGCCAUUAGUCAGUCUAUUAUCUACCUCCUUUGUCCAUUGCAAUCACCCGCUUCUACCCAGAGGACACGUCCAUACCCCUUUUGUUUUCUUCGUCUCUAGCUUUGUCUAUCAAUGUCAAUAAUUGCCCUGCAGUGGAAUGGAAGGAGAUUCCUUCAAUCCUUUCAUUCUCUUGCUUGUAGCAAAUGAAGCGAAGAAAGUUACUUUCCCACCAAAAGCAGUUCAUUUGUAUCAUAAUAGUGUGCAUAAUUAAUUUUUUCUUCUUGUUUUGUUUCCUUACACUAAAGUUAGAGUCUGACCCAAUCACAAUUCCUUAUUCUAGUAAUUAGAAUGGCACCAUAUUCAGGGGCGGACAGACGUUAUGAAGCCUCGGAAGGCGAGGGCUUUUAGAAUUGGAUAUCAAGGUGAAACUGCAAAAAAGUAGUGUUUUAAAUUCUCUGCUCCAAUUUUAUUUUAUCAAAAAAGGACGAAAUAAAACCAUAGCUUGAAACACAACAUUUCCUCAUGCAAAGAUGGAAAAUCAGGGAACCUUUCAAGCACUAACUUUGAGUAUUUUUCCAUUUUAAAAUAUAAGAUUAAGACAGAAAGUCUGCAGCAUGGCAAACUGGACGUACUACUGCCAAAUGGAACUAGAGACGGGUGGAAAAUAUGGGGUGUACUCUAGAAAGCUGCAUAAGAAACAAUGUAAAAGUGGACGCGACUCCUUUUGUGUAAAUGGAAAAUUGGGAUUAUACAUUGAAUUAAACGGAAUCAAGCGCCAAAAUAUGUGGCUCUCAUGACCUGUGGGCAUGUGGCAAGAGCGUCGUGAACAGGACUCAUGAGUUAAAGAGCCACAAUCCAAAUCUCCUUGUCCUGGUCGUCGCCGCUGACGUCACUGACACUUUACAAUUCCCAAUUAUUCUUACGGCCCACAACUAACAAGCAUACUAACAAGCACCCAUCCAUUUCUGGUUCCUUUCAGUAGAAAUACAUCCAACUGAGACAGACUUUUUUGAAGUUUCACCAUCUAUGUGUGAUAGAGAGUGUAAGGGAUGCCCUCUCAUGUCAUACUGGACUUCCCUUGCUUCCAAUCAGGAGAAUGUGAGAAGCUUUCUCUCCAAAAAAUUCAAAUAUCAACCCACAAGAAUGUUAUUAUCAGCUGUUUGUUAACGAUAACGAUUCUUAGAAGUUCACUCUCCCCAAAAUUCAAGUGCCAACUAAUUAUUUUAAAGUAUUACAAUAUUAUUGCUCUUCAUCUCAAGUCCUCUUUAUAUAUCCAUCAAAUUAAAAUUGAGGGUCCUCGGCAUCCCAGGCGUUCCAUUGUCUGCCCCUGACCAUAUUGUGAUAUAAAUUACUUCAUUUGCGUAAGCUGUACUGAUCGAAAAGAAAGUCAGCUUGAAAUUAUAAACACUAUGUCGUUCUCUUUUUGUUUUCAAAUUUUAUCCAUUGUUAUUAUUUGUGACUGUUUUGUACAUACGCUUUCAUGUUACUAUACCUCUUUCAUCUUGAUUGUUUGGUAUUUACUGUCUAAAAGAUAAAAAUAUAAAAUUAUUAUUAGAUAAUAAA
Molecule: messenger RNA, 7280 nt
Organism: Bemisia tabaci
Lineage: Eukaryota; Metazoa; Arthropoda; Insecta; Hemiptera; Aleyrodidae
Source: RefSeq, a predicted model, not a curated record